UAAUCAAAAUCAUAACUUUUAAGUUUUGUUUAUGAAUUUUUUUUCUAACCACGUGUAUAACUGAUUUCUUUAUGUAAAUAAUUAAUUAUUUUUAUAUGAAUUUAAAAAUUUUUUUUUAUUUUCUAAUAUAAAUAAUGUUAAAAUUAAUACGAUUUUAUUAAUAAAAAUUUUGUAAUUUAUAAAAAUUCUUAUACUGUUAUAUCUUAUACUGUUAUACUGUUUUAAAAAAGAUCUAAAUAAUAAUUAUUUAAUUAAACAUGAAUAAAAGAAAAUUUGGAGAGGAGAAUGAAAAUAAACAAAAUAAUGAAAAUUCUUCAACAGAAACAAUAAAAGUUAAACGGAUUUUAUCACGUUUUAAAUCGGAUAAGGGUGAAAUAUUACCUGGUGGUUUAUUAGAUUUACCUAUAAAUAUUACAGUUGAUAAAUUACAAGCAAUUUGUAAUACACUUCUACAAAAUGAAGAACCUAUACCUUUUGCUUUUUAUGUAAAUAAUAUUGAGAUCACAGAUAAUUUGGAAAAUAAUAUCAAAGAAAAUUUUAGCAUUAGUGAGAAUAUAAUUGAAAUUAUAUAUCAACCACAAGCAAUUUUUAAAGUCAAAGCAAUUACACGAUGUACUGGAUCUUUAGAAGGACAUAAAGAAGCAGUAAUAUCAGUUGCUUUUUCACCUAAUGGAACAUGUUUAGCUAGUGGUUCUGGAGAUACAACAGUUAGAUUUUGGGAUAUAUAUACACAAACUCCAUAUUAUACAUGUGAAGGUCAUAAACAUUGGGUAUUAUGUAUAUCAUGGUCUCCAUGUGGAACUAAACUAGCAUCUGCAUGUAAAAACGGUACUAUAUUAUUAUGGGAUCCAAAAACAGGAAAACAAAUAGGAAAAGCUAUGUUAGGUCACAAAAUGUGGGUUACUUCUUUAUGUUGGGAACCAUAUCAUAAAAAUUCUGAAUGCCACUAUUUAGUUAGUGCUUCAAAAGAUUGUGAUUUAAGAAUAUGGGAUACAAUACGUUCACAAACAGUUCGUAUUCUCUCUGGUCAUACAAAAAGUGUGACAUGUGUUAAAUGGGGUGGAAAUGGUCUUAUUUAUUCUGGUUCACAAGAUAGAACUAUAAAAGUAUGGAGAGCUGAAGAUGGAAUUUUAUGUAGAACUUUAGAAGGUCAUGCACAUUGGGUGAAUACUUUAACAUUAAAUGUAGACUAUGUACUUAGAACUGGUCCUUUUCAUCUUGGAACAGAGCAAAAUGAAACUGAAACUCGUGUAGAAUAUGCAAAAAAAUGUUAUGAAUCUCUGGGUGAAGAAAUACUUGUUUCUGGUUCUGAUGAUUUUACAUUAUUUCUGUGGAGACCAGAAAAGGAAAAAAAAUUUUUAGCAAGAAUGACAGGGCAUCAGCAAUUAAUUAACGAUGUAAAAUUCUCGCCAGAUGGUCGUAUAAUUGCAUCUGCUUCAUUUGAUAAAUCAAUAAAAUUAUGGGAAUCAAAUACAGGAAUGUAUAUAACUUCAUUAAGAGGCCAUGUACAAGCUGUAUAUUCAAUCUCAUGGAGUGCAGAUUCUCGUUUACUUGUUAGUGGCAGUGCAGAUUCUACUUUAAAAGUAUGGAGUUUAAAAACGAAAAAACUUUGUCAAGAUUUACCUGGUCAUGCAGACGAAAUUUAUGCAGUGGAUUGGUCUCCAGAUGGAUGUCGUGUCGUAUCCGGUGGAAAGGAUAAGAUUUUACGACUUUGGCAGAAUUAAACAAUAUAUAUAAAAAUUUUUUUAAUGAUACUUCAAAAGUUUCAUGCAAUUAAAAAAUGAAAUUUUCACAAACAAAAUAGUUGUAUUCAAAGCAUUGAUAAUGAAGGCGAUUGAUUUAUUAUUGCUAAAAUAAUAACGUGAAUAAUAAUGAAUUAAAUUCUUUUAAAAAAUAUACAAUAGUUUUGUUCAGAAAAAUAAAUCUGAUCAUGUGUAUAUAAGUAGCCGUGCUCAGAUAAGUGAAAUAAGCUAUAUUUAAGAUUUAAAAAAAGAACUAUUGAAAAGAAAUCAAAUGGAAGAAUAUAAUAUCUGUAAUAUUUUAUAAAGAUAUGAUGUUCCACGAUAUAUUAAAGAUCCCUAUCUUGCGUAUAUUUAAAUAUAUGUACAUUCAUAUAACUAACAUUCAAGUGAAAUUAAACUUCAAUUUAUAUAAUUUUUAUGCUACUUGUAUUUUUGUUAUAAGUAUAUUAUAAAUACAUUAUGUCUUAAUAGAUAA
Messenger RNA from Apis florea (little honeybee), 2217 nucleotides. It is a transcript of the gene Nle, whose product is annotated as notchless protein homolog 1. Gene Ontology annotation, cellular component: nucleolus. Gene Ontology annotation, molecular function: protein binding. The record is from RefSeq and is a predicted model, not a curated record. Gene Ontology annotation, biological process: ribosomal large subunit assembly; Notch signaling pathway. Lineage: Eukaryota; Metazoa; Arthropoda; Insecta; Hymenoptera; Apidae.